GUUCAAAUCAAAAUGUCUUCUAAUCCAAAUCAAAAAUCAUCAAAAUUAUCAAAAUCCGGUUUUAAAGGUUUAUCUCGAUCAAAAAAACAUAAAAAAGGUAGAAAAGAUAAAGAAGAAGUCGAACAAGAAGAAAAAGACAAAGUAAACCAACUUAAUAUUUUAAAUACUUCGCCUAAAACAUUAACCACCUAUCAAAAUACAUUAAAUGAUCAAUCAAUGGAAAAGAACUCCUCUUCAUUGAAUGCGAUAAACUCUAUGGAUUUACAGCAAACCACUAACGGCAUAAACGAUCCAAUAGUUACCAAUUCUAUUACUGGGGUAACUAUUUCAUCGACUACAAAUGAAAAUACUUUUAGUACUAUUCUCAAUCAUAAUAACAAUAAUAAUAAAUCAAAACAGAAAAUUAAAAAAAAAGAGGAGAAAAAAUUAAAGUAUACUAAUACUACUACUACUAAUACUACUGAUUCAAUGAUCACAGUAUCUCAGUCAAAUUUACAACAUUCUAAUUCAAUUAAAACUAAAAAGAAACGUGGCUUAAAAUUACAUUCACAUAAUAAAUCAACAAAAAAAGAACAACAAACAAAAACUGUAAACAAAACUAUUUUUGGAAUGCCUUUAGAUGUAGCCUGUAGCAGAAAUCCUAGUCAUGAUGGAAUUGUUCUGCCAGCAUUUUUUCGUCAUUGUAUCGAUUAUAUUGAACAGUAUGGUUUAAGUUCUGAAGGAAUUUAUCGUGUACCAGGUGUACAUUCACAAGUGCAAGCAGUAAUCUCUGCAAUAGAUAAUGGUAUAGAAUUUCCAGAUAUUCCACCGACAUCAGCCGCAUUUUAUUGUAAUCAAGCUAACUAUACUAAACAACGUUCUAGUCAUUUUCAAAUUGGAUCUGAUUCUAGUUCUAAAGGGAAAAUACGACAUCUAAGCUCAUCUCAUUCUAAAUCGAAAGAGUACAAUUCUCAAUUCUCGCAUAAAUCUUCAGAUAAUCGUGGCAGAAAUAUACCUACACCGACUAAUUUUAUUACAGGAGCAUUCUGUGUAAAAAAUUCCAACUCCGGAUUAUUCAGUAAUUCACCAAUAAAACAAUCUUCAUCUAUAUUAACUACUACUAAUAAUAAUAGUAUAAGUCCACAAACAACAGAAAUCACUAUACUACCCCAUGAUCCAGCUGUUAUUGCUAGUGUAAUCAAACAUUUUCUACGUAGUUUACCUGAACCAAUUUUAACUAAACGUUUAAGUAAUGUUAUUGAAUCAUUCACUACAGAUAAUAUACAAUUUUAUCAUAAUUUAUCUGUAUUAAUUCAUCAAGAAUUACCUAUAUCAAAUCGUUAUUUAUUAGCAUGGAUUAUACAACAUAUGAUGAAUAUUAUUGAUAGAGCUGGUGAAAAUCGUAUGACAUUAGCUAAUAUUAUUAUUGUAUUAUCACCAUGUUUAGGUAUAAGUCAUCGUUUAUUGGGUAUAUUAUUAAAUCCUAUACUGCCUAAAGAUUUUUCUUUGGAUCUAUGUAAAUUAGAUCCAAAAUUGCCUCCAUUCAGGACAAAUAAUAUUGAUCCAAGUAAUUGGCAUUGGUUAUUUCCUCAUCCAAUUUAUCUAUUAAAAUCUUAUAUACCUCCAUUAAAAUCAUUAUAUGGAUUAGAAUUGCCUGAUACUAAUGAAGAAUUAGAUAUUGAAUUGAAGAAACAAGAAUCAUUGCUUGCUUAUUUAUGUGAACAAAUUCAACUGGAUGGUGAUGAAGCAAAUUCUAGCAAAGAAUAUCAUUUACGUAAUGUACAGCAUAUAAUGACAGAACUAAAACGACGUAAAACUUUAACGGAUCCUGAAGCGAUUCGACAAGAAAUAAUUAAACAACAAGCACACCUAGAUCGAUUACAUAAUUUAAUAAUACAAAGUAUAUCAAUGCCACCUACUAAUAUGCAUACUACUACUAUAUCUUCUUCUACUACUACUACUGCCCCUGUUGGUGGUGAUGGGUGCUCAGGUACAUUGAGUGGAUCCAAAGAUAAUUGUAAUCAACGUCGAAGAAUAACUGGAACUGACAAACACUCUAAAGGUCAUCGCCAACAUUCAACAACUUUUGAGAAGAUUCCUUAUUCCGAUGAACUAUGGGAAGUUCAACGUGAAAUAACAACACUUAAACGCAAGUUAAAACAACAUGAAAGAUCGAAAGCAUUACAACAAAAUCAACAAUCGUCAGAUAUGACCUCAGCAACAUCCACAUCAUCAUCAUUAGCGGGAACAAAUGAGUUAAAAUCAAAUAAUCCUUGUGUUUUGUUCAUGUCUGGUACCCCAUUAGUUAUACCGUCAGUUUCGGAAUUAGAUCAAGAGGAAGUUCUUAAUUUAACGUUAAGAAAAUUACCGAUUGAACCAAUUAGUUCAAUGACACAACAACUACCCACGACUUGUGAUGGUUGUUCAGAAAAAUCAAUCAAUGAUCAUAAUAACCAUGGUAACAUAGAAUUGAAUCAGCAAAUCUCGACAUCAACAGCAACACCAUUGGAAACAAUAACCGCUGCGAGUGGGACAGUGGUUACAAAUGAUUGUAUACAUCAAGAAGAUAACCAUCAUAUUGAUAAUGAUGAAUGCGGUGGUGGUGAUGCUAAUGAUAACAGUCAUAAUACAUUAAAUGUAAACAAUAUUGUACAAGAUGAAAAUAAUAACCAUGAAGAAGGAUAUUUAAAAGAGAAUACAGACAAUGAGAAUAAAGAUAAUCAUAUAAAUGAUAAAUCUAUGUAUCAACAAGAAGUUUUGACAUCAAAUAGCCAACAACAAGUGUCUAAUAUGGAUAACCAAGUCGUUGAACUAGAGAUCAAAUCUGAGGAUAUUUUACAUUCACCUUCAGAUCAAACUCCUAUAGAAAUUAAUGACAAAAUCAUUCCUAAUGUAUACACUCAGAAUACAUUGAUCCCCACUAAUACUAAUGAUAAUAAUAUUGUAUUAUAUCCUAAUGAAACAACUUCGAAUGUUGAUAACUCAACUUAUUCUAUCAGUCAUUCACCUUCACUUCCACCACCAUCAGAUUUAGCACCAAAAUUGUCAGAAUUUAUUAAAACUUCUUCUACAGUUGAUAUAAAUGAUCCUAAAUCACGUCAAAUUAUGUAUUAUAAAGCACGUAAACAAGAAUUGAUCGCAAUACAAACAGAUUUACAUGCACGAAUACGUUCAGAAAAUGCAGAAAUUAGUCGGUUACAGUCAUGUAUAAAUCACCUUCUAGAAUCUGGAGGUAGACGAGCCAAACGAAUAUAUCGUACCUAUAUGACGGCUAAACGUUUUUGUCCAGCUUGGUUGUUAAAUCAAAAUCCUAUUAUUUCAACACCACGACAUACUUUAAAUAAUGAAGAUCAAAUGAAUUAUUAUAUUUCACAACCAUGGACUAAAAUAGCUGAAAGUUUAACAACUGUAAUCAAUGACAAUGUUCUUGAUGAUGAUGACGAUCAUACUACUGCUACUACACAAUAUAGUAGUAUUAAUAAUCAAAAAGAAACAUGUUUGCUCGAUGAGUAUUCAAGUGACUCCGAUCGUCACCACCGUCAUCUUCAUUCUGAUAAUGAUGAUCAUGGUGAUGUUGAUUCGUUGGUAGAACCAAUUUUAACGAAUAGAGGUUCUUCACCUGAUUCAGUCGCUUAUUCACGUCUAACUGAAGAAGUAAACGAUAUAAAUUCUGUACAAAAUGUACAACUAACAAAACAUGAACAAAACAAUGAUGAUGAUGAUGAUGAUGACGACGACGAUGAUGAUGAAGAAGAAGAAGAAGAAUAUGAUGAUGAAGAUGAAUGUGAGCUAGAAUUAGCUACAACAUUACAUCAACUAACAUUGGAUAAUGCUCGUUUAGAACAACUCAAUGCUCGUUCGUUAGAAGCUAUACAAGCUGAACGAAAUCGCUGCGCCGAUUUAAAAGUUUUACUCAAACUUCGUCAUAAUUCCUACAAUAAACCAAUAGGCACUAUUUAA
Molecule: messenger RNA, 3939 nt
Organism: Schistosoma rodhaini
Lineage: Eukaryota; Metazoa; Platyhelminthes; Trematoda; Strigeidida; Schistosomatidae
Source: the annotation of a GenBank genome assembly